UUUAUUAUUCCCUUGUCUGCCGAGUUCAGCCCAGUCCAGGCUGUCUGUUAGCCUGCAGCGGCUGUCCAGAAUUAGCAGUCAACCCCAGCCCAGCACCUCAGCACUGGACAGGCCGAAGCCUUCUAGCCCAAGCCUUCUAGCCGCAGCAGGCACCCCCUCUGGCCCCCUUUCACCGUGCUCCGUUCCGUGCCUAGGUAAUAACGGAGGUACCACUCCCCCCCAAACCCGCCCCUAGCUAAGGUUUUUGGCGUUGUUGACCAACGCGGCAACGCCUCCUCCUUCGCCCUCGCCGCCCGUCCCCCGUCUCGUCCCCCGUCCCCUCCUAUUUGCCUGCACCUGAGAGUGCCCGCCUUUUUUUGCCUGCCCCGUGCGCCCACCACCACACAGCACCACCCGCCUCGCAGUCUCCACUCUCCAGUCUGCCAGUUCGUCUGUGGUCUGUGGUCUGUGGUCUGUGUGCGCUGUGCCAGUGCCUCGUGUGGUGCCUCGUGCCUCGUGCCUCGUCUUACUCCAUCUUACCUCCCAUUUCUGACAAAACUUCGACCACCACUCCCAUCAUCCCCUUGACCCGCCAUCCAGCGCCCCGUCUGCUGAUCCUCAAUAACCCCCCGAGUUGUCCAGUCCAUCCAUCAACCGCAGCCCACGAGGACAUGUUGGCCAGCGCUUGAAACCCCGCCGUUUCGACUCGGACUUUCAGUCUUUCCCUCCUUCCAUCUCUUGUGUGUGUGAGAAAGUGUGUUAUGUGUGGUGGUGUCACAACUCCGUCACCCCACGUCCACCACCCACAACACUCCUUCCACCGCCGACAGGAAACGCGUUCCAGCCUGCUACACCCCAGCCUAUGAACAACACCACUCCUCCGACGCGUCCUUGCACCCACACCAAGCCUUCGAGUCGAGUUGAGUGAGGCCUUGGCUGCCUGUCCCGGGUACGACUGCCGCCUCCCACCGGCUGUCACCGUCCAUCUGCGUCUAUCUGCAGCCAGCAGCACCUCGACACCCCGGCUCACCCACCCACGCACCGACACCUGCCGCCAUCGACCGUCUGCAUCUCUAUCCCAUCGAACUGUUCCUCCACCGCCCGCCCAUCAUGUCUGUCGUGCCUCCUCCAAAAGGCACGCCCGCCCAGAAGACUACAGAGAUCCGCCGGCCCAGGGCCAACCAGAGGCUGACCGUCAGCUUCGACGACAGCGAGAGCGAUACUUCCGGCCGUGCUGCUGCAAAACUCCAAUAUGAGCUGGGCUGCGUCGAGACCAAGACCAUCACAACUACAACCACCACAAAGAGGUCGUAUCCUCCUCUCUUCAUCCGACAGCCGAGGCCCCUCGAGUCUCUCGAUGUCAAGGAGUACCCCCUUGCACAGGGCCCUACUCCUCCAGACCUGAGGAAGUUCACCCUCGACCUGUCCGAAAAUGACGACGAGUUCGCGUGGUCCUUCAGCGAACCCUCCUUCACAUCAGGAGAUAUCCAGCCCAAACCCCUCGAGAUCGAGGACAGCGUCAAGUCCAGUUCCGAACGCGGAACGCCGGCUCCUGAAACCCAACGGCAAGUCCCAAAGUCCUCGGCCGAACCCCAAACUCGCAAAUCCCGCCGCCAAGCAUCCGGAAACCAGACCGCAACCGCGCCCAACAGGUCCUCUCAGAGGUCCUCCCGCAGCCAUGCAGGCUCGUCAGUCUCCGACAGGCUCAGGAGGGCCGUCUCCCACGGUGCCAGGGAGAGAACCACUCGUCAGUCGUCUUCGUUGUAUCUGGCCACCCCGGAUAGAUCCGAGGUCACGGCCGCGAGCGAGGUGCCCCAGCGGCUGAGGCCCCUGAACGCCGACCCGACCUCAGGCCCCGGCCAGAGCCUGGCCGCUUAUGAGGCGGCGAGCCCGGCCGGCAGUGAAUCCCACACCGUCUUCAGCAGCAAUGUUGCUACCCCUCCCAUCACAGAUGCCGACGUCGAACCCUUUGCCGAGUCGCUCGACGACCUCUCACAGCCUCGCCCUUCCAUCACAGUUGCGGACCCAGAUGCCAGCCUGCCUAGCCCGAGGUUGUCUCCCACCCUGGCGGCCGCACAGUUGCACACGUCCGAACCCCAGGACGACGAUGCCGAGGAAGACGACGAGGGCUCGAGCUUCUCGCGGAGCUUGACCAGGCCCUCUCGGCGCCGUUGGCUGGAGGAGAGCCAGGAGCAGGAGACACAGUCCACGCUCGGCCUGGAAAUAGCUGAUAUGGAGCUGAUGGCCGAUGGAUCCCCCAGCCAACGCGACCGUCAAGCCUUCGAACGCGCCGUCGGCCUUCUCGACACCCGGUCCAUGCUCGAAUCUUUCGAUUCCAUGCCCAACGACAUGAAGACGUUCAUGAUGUACCAGUUCCUCCGCAGAUGCCCCAGAAAGACCCUACACAUGGUGGCAGACGUGGUGAACCCCGCGCUCAAGUGCGACUUUCUGAAGCAACUGCCUACCGAGCUCGGCCUGCACGUGCUGUCGUUCCUCGACCACCGCGAUCUCUGCCGCGCAGCUCGUGUCUCCAAGCACUGGCGGACCAUGAUCGACAGCAACGAGACCGGCUGGAAGGAGCUGUUUGACCGGGAUGGUUUCCAGCUCUCCCCCGGCGAGCUCAGGAAGGCCAUCACCCAGGGCUGGGGCUGGCAGGACCCCGAGGGCGCCGAGGGCGCGGAGCUCGACCUCAGCCUGCAGAACCGCCUGACUUCGACCGAGGCCGAGCUCAGGUCGCCCAAGCCCGAGAUGCCAAAGCUGCGCAGCUCGAAGAGGAAACGGGGAGUGCACAACUACGCCAACCUCGAGCGGACCAAACGGCGCGUCAGCCUUCAGGAGUCCAGUAAGGAGGAUGCCCCGCUGUCACCGCCCAAGUUCAAGGCCGAGGGCCCCAUCUCGGCGGCCAACGAGGCGGCCCUUUCCGUGCCUGACCCCCAGAUCGGCCUCCCCUCGCUCCGGAGGCUGCAUCUCUUCAAGUCCCUGUACCGUCGUCACUACAUGAUCCGCCAGAGCUGGACGAGCGGCAAGGUGAAGCCUGGGCAUGUGGCCUUUGCAGCGCACCCUCGCCAUGUCAUCACCUGUCUCCAAUUUGACGAUGACAAGAUCAUCACCGGCAGCGACGACACCCUCAUCCACGUAUACGACACCAAGACCGGCAAGCUGCGGAAGAAGCUCGAGGGCCACGAGGGCGGCGUGUGGGCCCUGCAGUACGAGGGAAACACAUUGGUGUCCGGUAGCACCGACCGAUCAGUGCGUGUCUGGGAUAUCGAGAAGGGCAUGUGCUCCCAGGUCUUUUACGGGCAUACGUCGACGGUGCGCUGUCUGCAGAUCCUCCUACCCACCGACACCGGUAAGGUCGGUCUCGAUGGCGAACCUGUGAUGAUGCCACCGAACCCGCUCAUCAUCACCGGCUCCCGGGACAGCCAGCUACGGGUGUGGAGGCUGCCCGAGGCAGGAUCUAGGCGAUACAUACAGACAGGGCCUCCCGCUAAUGACGCAGAGUGCCCGUACUUUGUCAGGAUCCUCAGCGGCCACACGCACUCAGUCCGCUCUAUCGCUGCCCACGGCGAUGUCCUCGUCUCUGGUAGCUACGACGCGACCGUCCGUGUCUGGCGCAUCAGCACCGGCGAGGCUCUGCACGUGCUCCACGGUCACACCCAGAAGGUCUAUAGUGUGGUCCUUGACCAUAAGCGUAACCGCUGUAUCUCAGGAUCUAUGGACUCCUUUGUCAAAAUCUGGGACCUUGACACGGGCGCCUGCCUGCACAGCCUCGAGGGGCACACGCUGCUCGUCGGGCUGCUGGACCUGCGCGACGAGCUCCUCGUCUCGGCCGCCGCAGAUAGCACCCUACGCAUAUGGAACCCAGACACAGGCAAGUGCAAGCACACGUUGAGCGCGCACACGGGUGCCAUCACCUGCUUCCAGCACGACGGCCGCAAGGUGAUCUCGGGCAGCGAGAAGACGGUCAAGAUGUGGGACGUCCAGACGGGCGACCACAUCCAGGACCUCCUGACCGACCUGGGCGGCGUGUGGCAGGUCAAGUUUGACGAGCGGCGGUGCGUGGCUGCCGUGCAGAGGGACAAUCUGACUUAUGUGGAGAUUCUUGACUUUGGCGCCGUCCGCGACGGCAAGCCACCGGAGGAGCUGGGCAAGCGCAUCCUGCUCAAUGGCCCGGAGGUGCAACGCCUGAUCGAGGAGGAGGUCUGACGCGUCGCACAUCAUUGAUGGGCCCACGGCCCACCUGGUUGUAGAGGUGUAGCCCAGAGACGCAGAACAGAGAGGGGAGGUAUAUUCCGCCAACCCACGCAACGACAUAGGUGGGUUGGUCGGUUGUCUAAUUCUGAUGCAAAAUGCAUAAUGGCAUGUGGAAUACUCAUUAUAUCGACGGAGCGAGGGGAACGCGUGCAUGGAUUUUUCUCUCUUUUUUUUUACUCACUUUAUGAACACACACACAACACCGACAGCGCGGCAAAUGGCUGGGGACAUCUGGAACUGACCGAACCACACACACUCAAAAAAGUUGUUUACUUGUACUUGCUGUUUAUAGCGAUACGGAGAACCAAGGUACAUAUAUGUAUGCGUCUUCUCUCUCGUUUUCAUGUCGUUGGUGUUGUAUGUUUGUGUUUUCCUGGCAUGUCACUGAGAAGGAAGAGGAUGGGACGGGACGGGAUGGAUGGCCGUGGUCAUAUUUCUGUUGAUGCAUACCCCCAGAACGAACGGACGGACGGACGGACGGGCUCUUUGUUGAUUGAUUGGUUCCUCUCUUCACCAUAUUACCACCCUCGUUGAAAAUUAUCGAUCGGGAGUCAAUACCGAGAGGGCUUCGUCUAUACAAGAUGGGCGGUCACUUUUUUCUUUUUCGCCUCCACUCCCACCGCUCUCCCCAUGGGAUGGUGGUCGCAGCAAAUCUUCAUCCACAACGGCGUUUAUGGUCUGGUCUUGUUAGGAGGGAGGGGGGGAAGGAACCGAGGGGUUCAUCUAUCUCACUCAGUGCAUUGAUGUUGUGGUCAAGACUCGUUCCUCAUCCGCUUUGCGCGCGUGUCGGCUCGGGUUGAAGUACCUACCUGCCUUCUUAUCAAUCAUGGCGAUAUCUCCACUGCUGCGCACUACCGCGGUCGGUCUCUACUAGGUACUUAUAUGUACUUAUCGUGGCUACGUACUGACUGACUGGUCGGGACUGGUCUCGGUCGGUCGGCCUUGUUCAUCAUGUUUUUUAUUUGUUGUCUUUGUUAACGUCUAGAGGAAUAAUUGAUGCAUCAUGAUCAUA
Diaporthe batatas is the source of this 5245-nucleotide messenger RNA. RefSeq lists its product as uncharacterized. Gene Ontology annotation, molecular function: protein binding. NCBI's taxonomy places the organism in Eukaryota, Fungi, Ascomycota, Sordariomycetes, Diaporthales, Diaporthaceae. The transcript has 3 exons. The record is from RefSeq and is a predicted model, not a curated record. The coding region runs from base 1090 to 4185 and encodes 1031 amino acids.